Messenger RNA from Salmo salar (Atlantic salmon), 824 nucleotides. The record is from RefSeq and is a predicted model, not a curated record. Lineage: Eukaryota; Metazoa; Chordata; Actinopteri; Salmoniformes; Salmonidae.
GGAUAUAAUGUCUAUGUCUCUCUCUUUCUCCGUGCUCCUCCCGACAACACAGGACAGGAUUACAGACCACACCCAACCAAUAGAGUCAGGCGCGUACAUGACACAGUAGCCGGGGUCGCGCACCGCUACUUCUUUUACUACUACGACCGAGCCAACCUACGGUCACGUUUUUCUACUACAUCACUCUUCUCUCUCUCUCCUUCCUCCUCUCUCUCUCUAGCGCGACGUCUGAGCUCUGUAGUCCGUUCUAAAGUUGGUUUGGUUCCUGUGUAACAGAGACAGACAGACAUGUUGGUGGUAUUAACCUUCAUCCUCCUCUUCCACGUCAUCUCAGCCAUCCUCCUCUUCAUCAGCACCAUCAACAAUGCAUGGUGGGUGGCGUCUGCUCCAGGAGGCGACGUGAUUUACACUGAUCUGUGGUACUCCUGUAACGUAACAUGUGUCCCUGUCAAGAACAGCGCUUCCACUGACGCAGUCUAUCUACAGGCUGUCCAGGCCACUAUGAUCCUGUCUACAAUCCUCUGCUGCGUGGGCUUCUUUGUGUUCAUCCUUCAGCUCUUCAGACUGAAACAAGGAGAGAGAUUCGUCUUUACAGCCAUCAUCCAGCUAUUGGCUAGCCUGUGCGUGAUGAUGGGAGCGUCCAUCUACACGGCGGAGAGAGAAGGUUUUACGGAGGAGUCUCUGAGGAAAGGGGGGUACGGUUCAUCCUACGUCCUGGCUUGGAUCAGUUUCCCCAUGACCGUCGUCAGUGGACUCAUGUAUCUGGUGUUGAGGAAACGCAAAUAAUAAAAAACUCAUCUCUACAAGACCAAACAAACACAACG